GUCUCAUGUGGAUCAAAUACUCGGCCCAGAAUUUUCCAAGCCUGAUUUGGAAAACACAGGGACAGUACGGAUAUAUAUAGAUGAGGCUGAAAAACAUCAUCUUAUCCACCACCAUCUCAUCAAAAAUCUAAGAAAUGCAACCAUUCUGAUAUGUUGUUAACUAGUCAUUGUUGUUUAAUUUGCCUAUUUUACAUCAAUAAUAGCAACUCAUGGAGGCACAAUUGUCGUGCAAUAAAACGUACAAUUGUAUAGGGACAAAGACAUGGAGAGUUCAACAUCCACUCCAAAUUUUACGUACAAGUAAUUGGCAGCAACCUAUUUUUCAACCUUUUAAUUCCUCAUUUUUCCACAGUGUGACUUGUAGACGCAUCCACCUCAAUGGAACAAAGACAUUGGCUACAAGAAGGAGAAGAUCAAACAUAGAAACAGACACUUAUGUACUAAUGGAACCUGGAAAAUCAGAGGAAUUUGUUAGUGAGGAAGAAUUAAGGGACAAGUUGAAGAGUUGGUUAGAAAAUUGGCCAGGCAAAACAUUGCCACCAGAUCUUGCAAGAUUUGAAGAUACUAAUGAUGCAGUUGAAUACCUAGUAAAAUCUGUGUGUGAACUUGAAAUUGAUGGAGAUGUUGGUUCCCUUCAGUGGUACCAAGUUCGUUUGCAACAAGACAUUUGACCAUUAUUGCAUGUUAUUUAAUUUAGCAUCGGCUUCUAUGUAUCGUUUCAAUUUUAUUAUUGAAGGUUUUUCAAAGGUACACAUGACUAGUGACUAAAAUAAACAUGCAUGUAUUCUCAAUGUAAAGAUUAGUUAUGCGGUGAUUAGUUACGUUAUGUAAGAUUAAAUUAUUAUUUGUAUAAUUAGUUAUUUUAUGUUGUAUAAG
Molecule: messenger RNA, 876 nt
Organism: Solanum dulcamara
Lineage: Eukaryota; Viridiplantae; Streptophyta; Magnoliopsida; Solanales; Solanaceae
Product: protein CHLORORESPIRATORY REDUCTION 7, chloroplastic
Exons: 3
Coding region: 210-671 (153 amino acids)
Cellular component (GO): chloroplast stroma
Source: RefSeq, a predicted model, not a curated record